AUGUCAAAAUUCACCACAUUCAAUUUUCCAGUUUCACCAUAUGGAAAUCUUGAUUUCUUUCAAAUCGAAGAGUCUUUGGGUAAGUUUGUAACUGUGAAAUUAGAAAACGAUGAAGUCUUCGAAGGAUAUUUGUAUAAUAUUGAUCCAGUAACUUUUAGUGUAUUUUUAUUAAAGAUUAAUAAAGAAGAUUUGCUAGAAAGUUCAAUUCCUUCUAAACACAAAGUUUUGGUCGUAAUGCAUCACGCCAUAUCAGAUUUUCAAGUGAACGAAAAAGAAAACAGAUUAUCAAAGGAAAUCUUGGAUUCGAUCGUAACAACUCGAACAGAUCAUUACGAUGUCAAUUCAGAAUUGAUACAGAAAAGAAAAGAAGCCUUGAUUAAUUUAUUUGAAUCGCAACGAUUACAGAUAACAUACGAUAAAGAUGAUCCAAUAAUUCAUGUAAUGAAUAGAGCAAACGUUUUGCCACCAUACGUAACAUCGUCUAUCGAAUGUGAUAAUGAGAUUAUUCUAGAAAGGAUAAAAAUCAUGAUGAAAAAUUUACCUUCAAUAAAUUUUUAA
Molecule: messenger RNA, 558 nt
Organism: Entrophospora sp. SA101
Lineage: Eukaryota; Fungi; Glomeromycota; Glomeromycetes; Entrophosporales; Entrophosporaceae
Source: the annotation of a GenBank genome assembly